Messenger RNA from Guillardia theta CCMP2712, 1518 nucleotides. RefSeq lists its product as hypothetical. Gene Ontology annotation, molecular function: sulfotransferase activity. The record is from RefSeq and is a predicted model, not a curated record. NCBI's taxonomy places the organism in Eukaryota, Cryptophyceae, Pyrenomonadales, Geminigeraceae. The transcript has 2 exons. Gene Ontology annotation, cellular component: membrane. Gene Ontology annotation, biological process: carbohydrate biosynthetic process. Bases 1 to 1518 code for a protein of 505 amino acids.
AUGAAUUAUCGAGCAACGAAGAAACGCACUGGAUUUACCCGACACCACUUUGUGUUUGUUGCUAUCGUGCUGUUCUCUCUUUCUUCUAUUUUGAUUCAGCAUACCCUGGGGCCUCACAAACGUCCUGAUGACCUUGGAAAGCCUGGUUUGACUCCAUUUGUUUCUCGAUCCAGCAACUCUUCUCUUCCUCUCGCAUCUGCUGUGGAGCUUGCACCUUGUCACCUUGAUGUCGGCAGGGAGAGCACGAGGCGGGGAGAGCGUGGAAUGCCGGACGAGGCUGCUGGGGAGGAGUGUGUAGUUUCUGACAACUGGAGGUUUGUUUUCAUGCCGACCAGCAGCUUCACGUCAGAUGUUGUCAAAUCUUUCCUGUACGCGAAUCUCUGUGGUGGCAAUCGGCCUUGUGAUAUGAAGGCGACAAGCUGCAAGCAGAUCUGGCCGGAGAAGCGAAAUUUCUUUUUUUUCUCUUUCGUUUCCAGUCCCUUUCACUUCUCUCACGUGUCUUGGAAUUCCUCGAAUACUGAUGGCACGAGCUUCGCAGAAUGGCUGCAAGGACUCCAGAGGCCAGGAGUUCGCUACCUCCUCCAAACCUCUCUCAUCCUGAACAAGACAAGCUGUGCGAGCGUAGACUUCGUCGGACGAAUCGAGGACAUGGAGACGCAUGGCCCGAGAGUUCUCCAGCGCAUCCGCAGCUCUGCUUCCAAUAUUUACUCGCUCACGGAGGUUCUGAUGGAAAGGGACCGGAACGCGAGUCGCAACGCGAGCAUCGCGAUGAUCCCCGGGCUCAUCCCCGCAAGACUGGCAACGAGGAAACUGGAUGGCAGGCAGCAGCAACUGCUUGCUCAGCUUUACUCGCGCGACUUCGAGCUGUUGGGGUAUGAGAAGGAGGACGCCAAGUACGUUGACAGGUGUGUCAUCUCUCCUCGCUACCGCUUCAUCUACGUGCAUGUCCUCAAGUCGGGAGGGACCUCAUGGCACGAGCUCUUCAGGGAGGCGCUGUGCUUCAGGAACGGCAAGAAAGGUUGCCCAAAAGAAGAAAUCACCUACCUCGCGUGCGGCAAAGCCUUCGCUCGCUUUCCCGACUUCUUCCGCUUCUCUCUGGUCAGAGAGCCGAUGGGGAGGGCGAUGAGCGCCUAUCUCAUGGCGAUUCUUCCUCGCUUCCGGGGGAAGCAUAUCGUGAGCUUCGAGCGAUGGGCGAAGAAUCAGAGCGAGCUGGAGACAACCGUCUUCAAAAUGCACUGGAUCCCCCAGUACAACUUCCUUUUUUCCAAUAGGGGCUGCCCUGUCGUCGACUUCCUUGGCAAGCUCGAGAACGUGGAGGAGGACGUUCGCUACAUCCUCUACCGCAUCGGUGAGCCUCAGCUCAUCUCCUACUUCGAGGCAUUCGGCUUCCCCACCACCAACAAGGCUCGAACCGCAAGCACGGAGGAGAAGCUGCGGAAGCUGCCCUGGGACGUCAAGGAGGCAAUCUACAAGCAGUACGAGAACGACUUCACCGCCUUCGGAUACAAACUCAACUGA